AUGGAUGAUCCACAUUUCGAUGAGCAAUGUGAUAUCAUGGACUUUUUCGAUGAAGAGUUAUCUGCUGCACUAGGAGAAGAUUUGCAAAACACUUUGUCCCAAGAAGACAAUACAUAUUCCUCCCAGGAAGUUCCAUUUCCCCAUUGGGGGUUUCCUGAAAUUAACCUUAAAAAUACAUAUUCCUCCACCUUAAUUCCAAGAAAUAGUUCCACAACCAAUUUAUCUGCACUUUCAGACAUGGAAGCUCCUCUAGUUAGUACUGAAAUACCAACAAAGCGGCAAAAUUCUAAGAGCUCUACUUCGUCCAUUAAUCUUAAUCAACCUUGCUGCUCCCCUAUGAUUCUAACUUUUGGAAAUUGUCAACAAGUAACACUAGGAAGUUUUAGUCCCGAGGGUGAUACAAUGUCUGAGGUUUUAUUAUCCCAAGAAUCCCAUAUGAAUCUUAAGGAUGCAAUUAUUAAAGAUACUCAAAAGAAAAAGAAAAAGAAAACUGCCCGUCGCGUGAGGCCAGCAUCGCAAACUUAUGAUCACAUAGUAGCUGAAAGAAAGCGAAGGGAGCAGAUCAGCCAGCGUUUUGUGGCUCUCUCAGCCUUAGUCCCUGGCCUGAAGAAGGAAUGA
Messenger RNA from Coffea eugenioides, 618 nucleotides. Its product is annotated as transcription factor NAI1-like. Lineage: Eukaryota; Viridiplantae; Streptophyta; Magnoliopsida; Gentianales; Rubiaceae. The record is from RefSeq and is a predicted model, not a curated record. Bases 1 to 618 code for a protein of 205 amino acids. The transcript is spliced from 2 exons. Gene Ontology annotation, molecular function: protein dimerization activity.